UGAAUGUUUUUUUCAUUGUUCCCUUAAUUCCUUUCGUUCCCUUAAUAACUUUAAGUCAUCUCAAAACGGUUGAUUUUACCUAUAUUAUUAUGUUUGUUGAUUUUCUACCUUUCAUAUUGGAUUUUGUUUUUGAAAGAUGAUUAAUUUUUUCUUUUAGAAUAAUGCCCAAAAAUUCGCUUACUAAAAAGCUUGAACGAAACUCAUCAGCUAGAAAAAAUGUGGCAGCUGUUGGUGUGGGAAUGAAAAAUACAGUUAAAAAUUGUAUGGUUGAAACAAAUAAUAAGCCAGCUUUACAACAUAAAUUAAUCCAUUUACACCUUCCAUUUCAACAACAUUCUAAACUUCAUGUUCGAUCAGGAAUCUCAGCAAGAGAAGCAAUCUCAGCAAUACUUAAAAAAAGAAACAUUAUUCCUGCGAUGUGCUCAGUUCAUAGUGAUUCUGACCCUAAAAGUGAACAAAUUGAUUUACAACUAGAUUUGGAUGAAUUGGCACGUAGACUUACUAGGAAUGAAUUAUGGGUUCAUAGCGAGUGUAUGCAGCUAUUUAAAAGCAUUGAUCAUGUAUUUGUGCCGAAAACAUUCCUUUCCUUGACUUAUUGUGGUGUCUGUCGCCGGAUUAUACUUUUUCAAGGCUAUCGCUGUGAAAAAUGCCAGUUUAAUUUUCAUAAGCGUUGUUGGGGGCAAGUUCCAGCUUUGUGCGAGCCAGAAAAUAUUUCUUGUGAUUUGGAAAGCCAAUUAAGAAUUGUUUGUGAGAAAUACAGCGGUCCACAUGCACAAAUUGCAACUGAACUUCUUGACAGUUUGUUGCCAGGGUCUUCUGGUUCCAUUCCUGCCCAUCAUGCUUCUACUUCUUCGCAAGGCCGCCUUGAUGACAUUGUAAAUCGUGGUUUGGGUGUUCGGCGAAAGGAAUCAUCUUUGGCUAUUGUACGAAAUCUUCAUAAAACCCGCGACAGAUCUUCAUCUGCUCCAAAUAUCAAUAUUGUUAGAGAUGAACUAAGUUUUGAACAAAUGAGAACACUUCAAGCCAGUUCAAUGCAUUCUGGAUUGUAUAAUUUUAUUAAUUCGCCCAAGCGAUGUGCUGACUCUCAACCUCGUUCUCACACCCCUUCACUAACUCGUGUUAUUAAUGGUAUCCGAACUGAACUUGACAAUGACGAAGAACAUAUCAAUAGUGCAGAUGCCUGUUGCAGUGGAAGCAGCAUUACAACAGCAACUAGCGGUAUCGGUGAAAGUAUUGUUGGAAACAGUCAAAGUGGUACAAUAACAGCUGGUGGAGCUGUUUGUAGCUGUUCUUCAACGUCCUCUUCUUCACUCUUCCCGCCGCUUCUAAAUACACCAACUGGCUUGGCUCCCCCACUUGUGAGUGGCCAGUCUUCCCGUCAUUUACUCCCUCACUCAUUUCAGCAACGUUUCAAUCAGGUAUCAUCUUCUGCCUCUGCAUCUCCAACUUCAACUUGUUCGAGCCCUCUUGUCUCGAACUGUCAGAACUCUCAACAACAUUUACUUAUUGAAGGGCAACAACCAAGUACAGCUAUUUGUGGAAAUUUUCUGCCUGCUCCGGUCACAUUAACACCUCCACAAUCAGCGCCGCCUCAAAAAACUUCACAUGCCUUUUUUAUGGAUCAAAUGAGGAUUCGAAGCAAAAGUCCAAGUGAUCGUGCGAAUUUUGCAGCUGUUUCUCCAUCAACUGCUGGAAGUGUUUGUUCACUUGCAGGAAAAGAAUUGACUAGCACUACAUCUCCAGGUUCUGGUAUUGUUGGUAUUCCACGUCGUGGUUGUGAGCGUUACAACAAGAAAAGAGGUGGAACUAUUGAAGAUUGGGCAAUUCGAAGUGAAAAUGUUAUUAUGAAGGAGAAGAUAGGAAAUGGAUCUUUUGGGACUGUUUAUAAGGCUGAUUAUUUUGGUUUGAUUAUUUUUGUAUUUUUGAUGAUUUUUUACAUUUUAGGUACUGUUGCAGUAAAGAAAUUAAAUAUUACCAAUCCGGGCCCUGAAUUGUCAUUGGCGUUCAAAAAUGAGGUAACAGUUUUGAGAAAGGCGCGUCAUGGAAAUGUUCUUAAUUUUUUGGGAGUGAUUAAGGAACCAGAAUUGGCGAUAGUCACCCAAUGGUGCUCGGGCUCUUCUUUAUAUCGUCAUUUACAUGUUUUGGAACCUAAAGUGGACUUUGAAUUACAAACAAUUUUGGAUAUUUGUAAACAAAUAAGUCAAGGAAUGAAUUAUUUACAUAGUAGAGGAGUUAUUCAUCGUGAUCUAAAAACAAACAAUAUUUUCCUUGCUGAGGGAACUUCUGUCAAAAUUGGGGAUUUUGGAUUGGCCACUGUUAAGACACGUACAAAUGCCUUGCCCAAUGGUGCGCCUAAUCCAAACCCGACUGGCUCUAUUCUUUGGAUGGCGCCUGAAGUCAUUCGAAUGCAAUGUGAAAACCCUUACAGCACACAGUCUGACGUUUACGCUUUUGGAAUAUGUCUUUAUGAACUUUUGACUUCAAAAUUGCCCUAUGACGAUAUUAAAGACCGUGACCAAAUAUUGUUCAUGGUGGGUAGUGGACUACUUCGACCUAAUAUUAAAAAUUUGCGAAGUGAUACACCCAGACAACUUCGAAAUGUUUUUGAACAGUGUAUUAGAUUUAAACAUUCUGAACGGCCUGAAUUUAGAAUGAUUUAUUCAAUUCUUGACGAACUUCGACUUCCUAAAUUAAAGAAAUCUACUAGCGAACCGAAUUUAACUUUAAGAAAUCACAGUGCAUCAUCAUCACAUAAAUCAAGUCCACAUCAUCACCAACAACAUCAAAGACUGUAAUUUAAUUUUAAAGAAUAUUUUUCUUUAAAUUACAAAAAUCUUUGUGUAUUUUUGUUCUAAAAAUUUUUUUGCUGUGCAAACUUUGGGCUUUUCUUUAUAUUUAAUUUAAAAAAAUUGUUUUUGGAUUUUCUACGAGAAAUUAUUUUUUUGUAAAUUUUGUGAGGAGCUCAAAGCUUUUUUUAUUUGACUCGUCAAAAUUCCUUAAAAUGCGCAAUUCCUUAUUUUAUUUUUCUUUUAAUUAUGUGUCUAUCAUUUUUAAUAUUUUACUAAUCAGGCAUCAAAAAUAUUCUUUAAUAAUACAUAUAUCAAUUAUUAUUGUGCGAGACAAUUUUUUUAUGUUCGU
Meloidogyne enterolobii is the source of this 3138-nucleotide messenger RNA. The record is from the annotation of a GenBank genome assembly. NCBI's taxonomy places the organism in Eukaryota, Metazoa, Nematoda, Chromadorea, Rhabditida, Meloidogynidae.